This is a messenger RNA of Moneuplotes crassus, 1071 nucleotides long. The record is from the annotation of a GenBank genome assembly. NCBI's taxonomy places the organism in Eukaryota, Ciliophora, Spirotrichea, Euplotida, Euplotidae.
GUUAAAAGAUGCAAACUCACCGAAGAAAAUUGAGAAUUACUCUUCUUGGGCCAUCGUUCUGAGGGAAGACAGCCAUUGUUAAUAGGUUCAUCAAUAACUGAUUUCUGAUGAAAUAUAUGCCAACCAGUGAUGUUAAUGUUUAUAAUACAAAAUUGGAUCUAAACGAUGAAGAUGAUGGAAGAAGUUACAUGAUAGAUUGUGAGAUUGUGGAUACAUUCCCUCUAAAUCAUCCUCAUCUACUGAAAUAAAUACAAAGAUGAUGCUAAUCUCAAGAGAGAAAUAAGUUUACGAUCAGAGCUCAGCAGGAAGGAGAUGGAGACCAAGCUUAGGAAGAUAUUAAAUAAUUCCUUUGAAGAUCCUGGUUAUAAAUAAAUCCAAAAAUGUACCUAGAAGAGUUAAGAAGAUAAACCCUGAGUUUUCCCAUGCUCUUUUAUUUAUAUUUGACUGCUCUGAAAUACAGUCUUUUGACAUUGUCUGUGGCUAUAUUGAAGCGUUUAAUAAAAUUGAGGAGAGUAAGCUCUCCUUAGUAGCUCCAUCCCAAGGUGAGGAGACUUAUACGACUAAAUAAGAUGAUCAUUGGAAAUAAAAGUGAUAUGAAGGUGCACGAUUUCAAGAAACUUAUGGACAAAUAACCCUAUUUUAUUUAAAGAAAUUGAAUAUGUUGAGACAAGUGCUCUGGUCAAUAGUAAUGACUCUAACAGGCUCAGCAUCAACUCAAUCUUUAAAUAAAGUUUAUGGAAAGAUCAUGGAAGAUCCUAUGUUUGAGGAUAUAGAAUGGAAUAAGAUCAAGAAUAGAGAGCUAGAAGAGGUCAAGGACCUGACAAUACCAACCCUGAUCCCUCAAAUAGAAGAGCCUCCUUUGGAAUCUAAAAUAUCUCAGUUCUUGAGUUUCAGGAAGAGCUUCAUGUGUUUCGGAUUUGGAGGCAAAGAAGACAGCGAGUCAGAAGAAGAUGAAGAGUUCUCUGUCAGGACCAAGUGGAUGAUGAAGACAAAGAAAGCAGAUCAUGAAGAGUUUCACUCUGAUGAUUCUUUCUCAUAGUUGUGCUUGCUCAGUAGGUGUUUCAACUUUAA